Molecule: messenger RNA, 2480 nt
Organism: Ceratotherium simum simum (southern white rhinoceros)
Lineage: Eukaryota; Metazoa; Chordata; Mammalia; Perissodactyla; Rhinocerotidae
Source: RefSeq, a predicted model, not a curated record
AUGCACUCCAACUCUCCUUCCAGCACUGUGUCAGAGGAGCCAAGAAGGAAGCCAGGACUUUUAUCUUCACUAACUGGUAAUGAGUGCCCAUUCAGUGUUAGAGGAGACCAGGAAGGGAGACUGGAUGUCCACCCACACCCAGAAGUUAUAAGGCCCGAUCACGCUGGCGGCGGCGGCGGCGGCGGCGGCGGCGGCGGCGGUGACGACUUCUUCCUGGUGCUGCUGGACCCGGUGGGUGGCGACGUGGAGACCGCGGGUGCCGGCCAGGCCUCAGGGCCUGUAUGGAGGGAGGAGGCCGAGCAGGGCUCACGGCUCCAGGGGGGCGAGAGCAGCGCGAACCCCACGGGCCACCCUGCGCUGGGCUCCCGCUGCCUGUCUGCAGUCCCCGCCCCUGCCCGGGCCCCGGCCCAGGCCCCUGCCCCGAUCCCCGCCCCAGGCCUGGGCCCCGCCGCGGCCUUCGCGGGCACCGUCACUAUCCACAACCAAAACCUGCUGUUGCGCUUCGAGAACGGCGUCCUCACCCUAGCCACGCCCCCGCCGCCAGCCUGGGAGCCUGGGGUCUCGCCUGCCCCGCAGCCGGGGGGUCUGAUCGCCCCGCAAGCAGAGGUCCCGCACGCCGCGCAGCCCGGCGACUGCCCCGAGCUGCCGCCCGACCUCCUGCUGGCCGAGCCGGCCGAACCUGCGCCCGUCCCGCCGCCCGAGGAGGAGGCAGAGGGGCCGGCCGCCGCUGAGAGUCCUCGCGGGCCGCUGGGCCCGGGCCCGGGCGUGGUGCUGUACCUGUGUCCAGAGGCACAGUGCGGACAAACCUUCGCCAAGAAGCACCAGCUGAAGGUGCACCUGCUGACACACAGCAGCAGCCAGGGCCAGCGGCCCUUCAAGUGCCCCCUGGGCGGCUGCGGCUGGACCUUCACCACGUCGUACAAACUCAAGAGGCACCUGCAGUCGCACGACAAACUCCGGCCAUUUGGCUGCCCGGUGGAGGGCUGUGGCAAGAGCUUCACCACCGUGUAUAACCUCAAGGCGCACAUGAAGGGCCACGAACAGGAGAACGCGUUCAAAUGUGAGGUGUGCGAGGAGAGCUUCCCCACACAGGCCAAGCUCAGCGCACACCAGCGCAGCCACUUCGAGCCGGAGAGGCCCUACCAGUGCGCGUUUUCUGGCUGCAAGAAGACAUUUAUCACAGUGAGUGCCCUGUUUUCCCAUAACCGCGCCCACUUCAGGGAACAGGAACUCUUUUCCUGCUCCUUUCCUGGCUGCAGCAAACAGUACGACAAAGCUUGUCGGCUGAAAAUUCACCUGCGGAGCCACACCGGCGAGAGACCUUUCCUUUGUGAUUUUGACGGCUGUGGCUGGAACUUCACCAGUAUGUCCAAACUCUUAAGGCACAAAAGGAAGCACGACGAUGACCGGAGGUUCAUGUGUCCUGUGGAAGGCUGUGGGAAAUCUUUCACGAGGGCCGAGCAUCUGAAAGGCCACAGCAUAACCCACCUGGGAACAAAGCCGUUUGUGUGCCCCGUGGAAGGCUGCUGUGCCAGGUUCUCUGCUCGAAGUAGCCUCUACAUUCACUCCAAGAAGCACUUGCAGGAUGUGGACACUUGGAAAAGCCGUUGCCCAGUCUCCACUUGUAAUAAACUCUUCACAUCCAAGCACAGCAUGAAGACCCACAUGGCCAAAAGGCACAACCUAGGCCAGGAUCUCUUAGCUCAGUUAGAAGCUGCAAAUUCUCUUACGCCCAGCAGUGAACUUGCCAGCCAGGGACAGAGGGAUCUCAGCGAUGCAGAGCUAGUGCCUCUCUUCUCUGACGUGCCUGGCAAUAGUUCUGCUGCGGUGCUAGACACGGCAUUGGUGAACUCUGGAAUCUUGACGAUUGAUGUGGCUUCCGUGAGCUCAACUCUGGCAGGGAACCUUCCCGCUAAUAAUAAUUCCUUAGGGCAGGCUGUGGACCCUCGGGCCUUGAUGGCCACCAGUGACCUUCCUCAAAGUCUGGAUACCUCUCUCUUUUUUGGAACGACAGCUGCCGGUUUUCAGCAGAGCCCCUUAGAAAUGGAUGAUGUCUCAAGUCUAAGUGCUGGGCCGUUGGGAUCUCUGAGCUCUUUGGCUAUGAAAAACUCGAGUCAAGACCCCCAAGCUUUGACCCCCAGCAGUAAGCUAACAGUGGACACAGAUGCUCUGACUCCUUCAAGCACCCUUUGUGAAAACAGUGUCUCAGAUCUGCUGACGCCAACCAAAGCAGAAUGGAACAUACAUCCUGACUCUGACUUCUUUGGACAGGAGGAAGAAACCCAGUUUGGAUUCUCCAAUGCAGCAGGAAACCAUGGUUCUCAGAAAGAAACAGAUCUUAUCACAGUGACUGGCAGCUCAUUUUUGGUAUGAACUAACUCUAUUCAUUCCCCGCCACAUGGCUUACUUUUACUAAUUACACUCAAUUGUAAGGAUAUUCUGGACUAAACGUUUAAAUGCAGUCAUGACUUAUAGGUUUG